Messenger RNA from Girardinichthys multiradiatus, 11403 nucleotides. It is a transcript of the gene crybg1a, whose product is annotated as crystallin beta-gamma domain containing 1a. The transcript has 23 exons. Gene Ontology annotation, biological process: lens development in camera-type eye; visual perception. Bases 16 to 10764 code for a protein of 3582 amino acids. Lineage: Eukaryota; Metazoa; Chordata; Actinopteri; Cyprinodontiformes; Goodeidae. The record is from RefSeq and is a predicted model, not a curated record. Gene Ontology annotation, molecular function: structural constituent of eye lens.
GACCCUGAUAGCACCAUGAAUAGAACCGGCACGCUGAAGGGCUUGUUCAAACAAAAAUCCGCCGAGAGGGAGAAGGAGAAGAAGGAGCUGAAGCGCGCCGCGACCAUCCACCGGGAUGAUCCGAGCUCCGUGCAAAGAGACCCGGGCCCCCUCAGCCCCGGAGACGGAAGGACGCUCCCCGAAGAUGGGUUACUCAGUUCCCCGAAAGAAAAGAAGUCAAAGCGGUCCUUCUUCUCCUUAAGGAUUAAGAAGAAGAAGCGAAAUAAUGAUGAAGAAGGAGAGGGGUUCGAGGAACUGGACAGCUUCAGCAGCCGCCUGAGCUACGACCAGAUGAGCGUUUCCACAGAGUGUAGUUUCCGGCCAGGAUCGGAAUCGGACCCUCAGUCUGAGCAAUCCUCUGUGAUCAACUUAGAUAUGAGCCAGCAGUCCAGCCCCAUGUCUCCCUCCAAACUCAAGGGGGAAAAAAAGGGAACGUUUAAUCGAAUUAUCAGCUUAUUCCAGAAAAAGAAGAGCACCAGCAGCCGCCAUCAGUCAAAUACCUCCACAAAUUCGAGCCUACCAGCAUCUCCCAUUUCUCCCCGUCUGUUUGAAUCCCACCUAGUGGAUGGGUUAAAGCAUCUGACCAAUUCUCCAACGGGGUCACAUGAUUCGUCCCCCAGAGCUGGGUGCGACGACUCCCUCAGUCAAAGCUCCAGCCCCAGCGUGGCCUCUCUGAUUGGGGAUGACCCAGAUCUCCCAUUUGCAGACAGCAGUAGCUGUGGCAGGAGCAGUGUGAGGGAGCUAAAUGUGUCCAGGAUCAGCACGGUUGGAGUUCAGAAGAAUUCUAAGAAUGUGACGCCCACCAAUGCAGAACUUCCAUCUGCAACUUGUCCAUACUCAAACACAGAUUUAGGCUUUGCAGAGUCAGUGGUUGAGGAAGUUAGCAAGAGAUUGCAGGUUAAUUUGGACAACAACAUCCAGAGCUUCAGUGAGGAGAACGUUGUCACCCCAACCACCCCAAUGUCAGUUAAAACCCCUAUUUCCUUGACAGGGGACACGCCGAAGUCUCCCAACUUAACCUCCAUAAGCUUAGGAUCAAAGAAAACUGUGGUGAAAGUUGGAGAGAAGGGCCACAGCACAGCGUUAAGAGGAAUAACUUUAAACUCUCAGUCAUUCACAUCAUGUACCAUCACUAGUCAGCAAGAAAUAAAUGCUCCAGAUGCACAGAAGGGACGUUCAGAGGUCGGGAUAUCUUCCUGUAGCCAGUCUGAGGAAAUUGCAGCCGUUGUAUGGAGCUCUCCGUCUGAGAGAGAGCAAACAGCCAGAGGGGAUUCUCCCAUUCAGCUCCAUAAAGCCAUCUGGGUGGAAACAUACCUGGGAGAUGAGCAGGAGGCGGAGGGAGAAACAGAUGUAACAGAACAAGAGGAGGAGGUCUUUAGAUUGGACUCGCCUCCAGUGCUGGCCCUACCUGUCACAGUAGUUCCUGAGGAUGAGGUGGUAACUCAGGAAGAAUCAGCGAGUUUGCUAUCCAGUAGCAGCUUGCCAGAGUCCGACAUCACCGUGGCAGCAACUUGGCAGCAGUUUCAAACAAGCUUGAUGCAGCCAGAAGAGCCAGACACCAGCAUGAUCCCAGAACCUGAGCCACUUCAGGAGAAACCAAGAGAAAUCCGUAUGACUCGCAAGACUGUGAGUCUGCCGUCAAAGGGCAAGGUCUUUGCCAAGCGAGUAUUUAUCCAGUCGGAGUCGAGUUUGGAAGGUGACGAGGAAGAUUUAAGUUCAGAGACCUCAAGCACAGCAGAGCCAAGUGGAUUGACAAGCUUCCACAAAGAAAAUGAAGCUGAAUUAAAAGAUAACAGAACUGAAGCACCACCGACAACAACAGAUGGGCCCUCAAAGUUCAACACUUACAACACUCCUGAAUCCAUAGUUAAGGAAGAUACUAUGACCCCUGCCUUUGGAGAUAUAACUGCAACUUCAGAUAUGAGCAAACCUAAAUUACAAGAUGCAGACUUUGGAGUAAAAAGUCAAAGUAGUCAAAUGGCUUCUGCUAAAGAAGAAGUUAAAGGAGCAGCAGACAACCUGCAUACUUCCACAGUGAGUGGAACAAAGAUCUCCACAUCUGCUGUUGGGGUCAAGGUGAAGAGUGUCUCAAGAAAGAUAUCAGGAGUCACAAAAACAGAAACUCCCAGUGAUCCCCCACCACUUAAGGAGCGCAGCACUGAGAAACGUGUUUCUGCACUUCCAGUGUUAAAGGAUCAAAGCAGCAGUAGUUACUCAAAGCCUAAAAUUCCAAAAGUUUCAACAUCAGAAACAGAUGUAAAAUCUCCAGUAACACCUGAUAAAAUAUCAGAGCCUGAUGUCUUGGAGUCAGCAGUCAUGUCCAAACUACCAAAGCAACCCAUACCCAAAGAACCUGUGAAAUGUCCGACCAAACCGGUCAGAAAAUCAAGUUUUGAAGAAGCCAAAAGUGGGAGAUCCACAUCAGGAAAUAUUUCUCCCACAAAAUCAAUGUACAAGACAGGGACCAAGCUGAUUAAGGAAAGAUCCAUUGAGGAGUGUGUAGAGUCUGUAAAUGGCAUGGAGAAGGAGCCUGAGCAAAGGAGCAGUAAAAAGGGAUACCAUCCUGACAGGGAAUCCCUGCAGCAGAGCCAGCAACAGAGUAGUUCGUUCCUGGCAUCAAAGAGUAAGUUACCAGUUUCAUCUCCGACAAGAAAAACAAAUGUUAGUGUACCUGCAACAAGUAGCCAAGGCUUUAAAAAGAUGUUACCUGGUCAGACUAACUUAGACAAAGGUGAAGCAGUCCAGAAACAGAGCCCAGAGCAGAAGGAACUAACUCCAAUCGAUGAGAAACCUGGAAACGAAACACUGACAAAGCAACCUGGAAGUACAAAGAAAGGAACAGGAAGCAUGCCAUCAUUGAAGCCAUCCAAACACCUCUCUAAGAGAAGCAUGAGUCAUGAAGAGAGUGGAACUGCAAGUCUUCCAUCUCCUCCCAUCAAACAAGAGAAAACCGUCUUCUCACGGCUUGCCAAGCAGAAUGAAAAUGUCAAACAGCACAGCAAAUUUCCUGUGAAGGACUUAACUGAGACUUCACCAACAGCAAGCAAGCUUCCAACGAGAAGUCAGAGUGGCUCCAAGAAACUAAAGUCCAAAAUCCAACAACAGUCACCAAAAUUUGAGGAUUCAAACUUUAACGCAUUUAAAGAGUCAACUGUGAAGGUUAAAGACACUGUCACCGAGGAAAUUAUAAAGGACAGUGAAUGUAAGUCUGCAGAGGAACACAUUAAAAUCACCAAAAAACAAACUAAAACUUCUGAAACAACAUUUGAGGAAGACGUCACAGAUGCAGAGAUUUUAGGGAUCCAAUCUGGGGAAAUUAGCAUUUCAGGAAUUACAGAUGAUUCUCAGAUAAUCACACACCCAGUUACCGAUGUAGAUAAAGAAAUCCCCGCUCAGUCACUGGUUGCUAAUUUUAAUAAUGCUGAAACUGAUGAAAGAAAGCAGGAGGCCAAACAACCAAAGCCGGAAAUUCAGAAAGAUAACAAACAUCGACAGAAAACACUGCCAUCUUUUAAAACUUCCACCUCAGCUAAAACCAAAGAUGUUUUAGUGGACCUACCAGGCCAGACAAAAUCGAAAUGCACCAAUGAGAAAAAUCCUACAGUUCUGGUUUUAGACAUUAAACCAACUCCUAAGGAUGGAACAAUUAAGUUAGUCAAACCUGAGCUGGAAGAAGGCAUUCAUUAUGACAUAACAACACACACCAGUCAGAAGGGUGUUAUGUCUACAUCAGAAACAAUAACGAGUCGUCCUGCUGAACUUGUCUCAGAAGAUAAAUUUCUUGAAGCAGAUGAUAUACACAGUCUCACUGUAGGAUCGGGUGACGUUAACUCUGAGGACUUUUUGGAGGAUCAAACCAAAGCUGUAAAUAACGGAAGAACCCAAACAUUAAAAGCAGAAGCAGUAAAACAUUUUGAUGCAGGAGAGAAAAGUAAAGUGGGGGUUGGCUGGAAACCCGCUGAGGCUCUGGAUGUAGAAACAGAGAAUUUUGCUGUUUGUGAAUUCCCCAAGAAUGUUGAAAAUCAGUCAAACAAAGAGGCUCUUUUAGGAGAAUCUGGAAGAAGGGAGAAAGACUCAAAGCCAAAUGAAAUGCUUAACCACGCUGCAGUAGAAAGCCCUGAGUCACAAAACAGUUGUAAAGAGAAGCUCAAAGAAAGGCCUGUGGACUUUGCAGGGGAAGGAAUAACAGAUUCAUGGAACACAGGCCAACUCUUAUCAGAAGAGAAAAGCUUGCAGCCUGCAGCCAAAAAGAAAAGACAGACAGUAGUUACAAAUGUCCUGAAAGGGAGGAGGGCAGAGAGUGAAGAAUCAGAAUGUGUAACACUUAAAACUACAGUGAGUGUGACUGACACAAAACAGCAGAUCUUUCUACAAGAAGAUUCCCAGAGUGUCUUUAGGAAUACAGAUAAAUCAAAGCAGCAAAAGAAGGAAUCACUGGGGACAAGUAAACUGGAAAACAAUGAGCUACUAACCAAAAAUGAAGGGAUAAGAGAUGGCUACAGAAAUGUAGAAUGCAAAGACGGCAAUGUUGUAAAAGAAAAAACAAGUUCUGAAAUAUCAACCAGUGAUAGAAAAUUGUUGGAGACCGAAGCUCAAGAGGGCACCAAAGAAAAAGAGAUCAUACUUAACAAAGACCAAACCAUGAAUGAUAAAACAACUGAAAGAAAUGCUCAAUCUUCAGCAGAAUCUAAAACCAGAGCAGAGGAUGGAACUAUAAUAAACCGAGAAAGAUAUGAAAAUCAUAUAUCCGAUAAUAAACAAAAAGUUACAAGAAAGGAAGAAGAAAAGUCAAAGGAAACUCAAACAUUUCCUACAGCUGCAAAACUAUCACUACCAAUCACUCACAUUGAAGAAGACAAAGUAAAAACUGAAGCCAAAGAGAUCUCAGAAUACUUGGGGAAUGAAAUUGUUAUUGCUAACAAUGAGGAUAGCAAACAAAAGGUUCAGACAACUGUAACUGUUCCUGACCUGGAUGAAAAAUUAAUUAAUAACCAACAGGCUCAGAUUAUCAUAAAGGCUGGUGACCAUGAUGGAGAAUCAUCAAAAUCUGAACAUCCAAAGUCUGAAAUUACUGAUUCAUCAUUGCAAAGUUUGUCAAAUGAGACAGAAACUCCAGGAGGUAUUAGCAAAGAUAGCAAACAACAGGUCCAGACAACGGUAACCGCUAGUAACCAGGAUGGAAAAUCAUCAGAACGUUUGAGGCCUGAAAAUAAUAAUUCAUUCAUUCAAAUUAUUGUAAAUGAGACAGAAACUCAGGAUCAUACCUAUAAAGUUUGCAACAAACAGGUCCAGAAGCCUGUAACUGUUGUUGACCACGAUGGAAAGUCAACAGAAUCUGAACGUGUAAAAUCUGAUAUCAGUGUUUUAUCAUUGCAAAGUCUGGUAAAUGAGACAGAAGCUCUGGAUCAUAGAAGCAAAAUUAGCUGUCAACAUGUCCAGACAACAAUUACUGUUUGUAAAGAAGAUGGAAAAUCAACAGAAACUGAAGGUCUAACAUCUGGCAUAAGCCAGAUGCCCAGAACAGAAGCCCCUGAGGCCACAACAGAAAGCCAGCGUAAACAAAUACCAAUGCCAGGCUUCUUAACUCACAGUGCUGAAGGAGCUAGAGAUGACUCUAAAUUGAAGGACACCUUGUCUGAAAGUUUGGUGGAUGAAUCAGUAACUGCUAACACAAGAAGUGACACUGGAAAUCACCACGAGCCCAACUCCGUAACUGAGAGAGACCAAGAAAAAACAAAACAAGUUGAUAAUGAACUGGUGGGUUUUGCACAUUUAGGUCAUAAAUCAGAAAAACAACCAGAUACAGAUGCUGACGUUCAAGAGAAGGGGCAGGAUAAAAAUGACACAUUAGAUGCUCACUCUGUAUGCAGUACCACUGAAGUUGGAUAUUUGGUAAAUGAAACAGCAGAUAAUUUUCAGAUGUUGAACACUGAUGUAAAACAAGAAAGGGAAGUAAGAAAAUCACCAGAAGUAUCUAAAGGCUCAAACACAGACCUCCAAUUAGGACCAAAGACAGUGGAAGAAGAAGCUUCAAAAGAGACGAGUCAAAGUCAAAUCCAAGAGGUAAAAAUUACAACCACCAAUGGUCAAGGUGAUGAACAAGCUAAAGAUAAGACUACAAGUAAGGACCAAUCAAAUGAAAAAUUGGUUAAGGAGACAGUAAAUGUAAAUACUGCAAGCAAACUUGAAAUUAAGAAAGACCUAAAGCCCACUCUUAAUGGCAAAUCAGAGACAAGUGUAACAAAACCAGCUCAAGAGAAAUUCAAAUGGUCUGAGCCAGAGAAGCCAAGAAAGGAUUUACAGGAGAAGCAAACACAAAGUCAUGCCAUAGAUGCAACCCAAGAUCCUGACAAUAGUCUCUCUUUUAAUGAUGAAAAAGAAAAAACAGAAGUUCAGGAUUUUUCUUCAGAAAGUCUGUUGAGUGACAACAGAGUGUCAGCAACUCCAAACCAUAGGGAUGAAGUUUGCAUCAAAGAGGUCCAGAAGUCCAAAACUAAAGACAAAGAUGAGGAUUUACCAAAACCAGUUCAACAAUCUAAAGGUGCAAAUACUGACCUUAAACUGAGCCAAAGUACAGAAAAAAUAAAAACUCCUAAUCAGACAACAGAAAGCCAGAUUAUCAGUUUACCAUGUCUCAUUAGUCCAAGUCCUGAAGGAGCUAAAGACACAUCAGACGACUUGAAAGCAAACACUUUUAGGAAACUUGAAAUUAUUAAUGACUCAGAGUCAAGAAUGCUCAGAGACCAAAAUACCAACAAACAAAAACUAAAAAUUGAUAAACCAGCUAAGUCUCAGAGUCAAAAUGAAAAAUCCAAACACGAACUGGGGACUUUAAUGACUGAAGUUGGCAAGAAGACAACUGGGAGGCAAGGUCAUGUAAGCCCAGACGAGCCUAAAGAUGACUAUGGAGCUAAGCUCAAGGAAUCAACAUUAGCAGCUGCAGAACAAGUCCAGACGUCCUCAACUAGUGCAAAACAAAAUGCUGGCACAGCACCAAAUCAAGUCAACAAGUCAGAACAACGUGGAUACCCAAAUACAGACCUAAGAGACAAACAGGAGUCAGUUAUGACAGAAGACUCAAAGACAGAACCAUCAGAAGAAAUUUUGACAAAGAAUAUUAAAAUUUACAAAUCAGGCACUCCAGAGGACCAGGGUCUCUCAGCUGUCAAAGAUGGCAAAGUUGAGAUUAAAACAGUUAUAGAUUCCAAAGCUUCCGAAGAUACUGUAGCAAGAGAAGUUCAAGAGAAGACACCAAAUGUUGCGGAAAAUAUGUCUAAUCUGACUGAUGCUAAACUGGAACAGAAUGUAAAUAACACUGCUUUUGUACAAAAUUUACCAAACAAAAGUGGUUGUGCUGACCAAAAGGAAGCACUCUGUGUUGGUUCAGGUCAUGUAGCAUUUGGGAAUGAUGCUCUGAAGAAUGUUCAGGUCUUUGAAGAAAGAACUCAAAAACCUGAGUCAGUUACAAAAAGGCCCACAACAGGUGGCAGUUUGAAACAGGAGGCACAAGAGACUUCAAGAAAAGAAACAACUCAAAACCUACAUUUUGGCAACAUUUUGUCUCCACCUAAAGAGAUUCUAUCUGCUUGGUUGAAUGUGGAAGACCAUCACAAAAAGAAAAAGGGACGUAGAAGAAACGAAGAUGAGUCAGCCAGCGAUGAUGAAUUACUUGAGCCAGAUAACAUUGAUAUUUUUAUCAGCAGUGUCAGGGCAGGGGGAAUCCCCUUUUCGCUACCUCGAAAGAAACAUUUCCGGAAAAAACUUCAAUCUCCACCUUUUGCAAUGCCAGGCAUCAAGGAGGACCACUGCGAGUGGACAUUUGAUCCACAGGAAUUCCAGUUCGGCUUAAGAAAAACUGGCAGACAUAUGGACCUUUCUCCAGCUAUGGUAAUCAAACAAAAAGCCGCUAACAGGGAUGGUCAAACCUCUGGUUCACAAGACAAUGGCACCUCAGCAGAUCAACUGACAACUCAUAAGGUUGACGGACAAGAUGGGGUCAAAGAGGAGACUCAAUCUGAAGCAGGAAAAACAGAAGAGCUAAACAAUGAGCCGGGGAAGAUUACGUCAAGACUUGAGAGGAUGUCCAUCCUCACGGGCUUGCUAAGCUCUCCUCUGACCUCCAGGAGGACAAGGACAGAAGCUUCCGGUGCCUCAAACAGCACAGUCGCAUCUAACCAGCAGCUAGACGUGCCCUUAGAUAGACCGCAGAAGGCUACUCCCUUGCCUCUGCCUGUUGCCCCUGCUGAUAACAGGGCUGUUAAAGGUAGAGAUCAAAGCCUGAUUACAGAAGGUGGAACAGAUGCAGUCAGUGAGUCAGCACCUAGCUCCUCCUCUGUUCCUCCUCUGCCAGCAUUCUCUGAGAUAAAGCUGCCUGAUCAUUUAGAGAAGUACCUCAAGGCAGACAAAAGACACACAGAGGCCUCCCAGGAUUUUACACAGACAGCUGACCUGACCCCUCCCGCCAUGGACCAGAUGUCAAUUACAAAUAUAUCUGUUGUGGAUGUGGGUCAGAAGAACCCUACAGUACUGCCUUCUACCAAAAACGACACCCAUGAUGUUUCUCAAAAUGGACUGUGUACAACUAAAAUCAAGAAACCUGUAGUUAGAGGACACCACCGAAGACCUGGAAAGAUCAUCAUUCACGAACAUGCUCAGUUUGGUGGCGAGGCAUAUGAAGUGUAUGGUGAUGUAGAAGAUUCCACCACAAUGAAGCUGUCUCCUGUGAUAUCAGUCAAAGUCAUCAGAGGAUGCUGGCUUCUCUAUGAAAAGCCUGGCUUUCAAGGCCGUAUCCUUGCUCUGGAGGAAGGCCCCAUGGAGCAGAUAGUUAACAUGUGGGAAGAGGAAGAAGCUCCAGAGACGCUUGACAAAUUGGGUCAGCCUAUUCCAACCACACCAAUGGUUGUAGGUUCCAUUCAGCUGGCAGUCAGAGACUACAGCAUUCCCAGGAUUGACCUGUACUCAGAGGUAAAUGGGUUAGGGAGGAUGUCCACUUACUGCGAUGACACGCCAGAGCUUAGCUCCUACGGGAUCCCACAGACCACAGGCUCCAUUAAGGUCCACUCUGGAGUCUGGUUGGUGUACUCUGAUCCAGGGUUUGAUGGGCUGCUCGGAGUGCUACUGGUGGGAGAGUAUCCACACCCGCAGAGCUGGGGUUUCCCUGAGCCUUUCAUUGGCUCUAUCAGACCGCUCCGAAUGGGAGCAAUAAGGGUGGAGCGUCCGACUGACAUUAAGGCUCUUGUCUUUGAGAAACCAAACUUUGAGGGAGAGUGUUUGGAGCUGGAUGGUGAUGUCUACAACUUGCUGGAGCAACAAAAAAGAGACGAGAACAACACAACUCUUUGUUCAGUGGGCUCUAUAAAGAUACUCGGUGGUCUCUGGGUUGGCUAUCAAGACGCAGACUUCGAAGGCCAGCAGUACAUCCUGGAGGAGGGGGAGUAUCCGCAAUCCAGUGAGUGGGGAGGAUCUGAGGACGGGCUUCACUCACUGCGACCUAUACUUGCAGAUUUCCAGUCCCCCAACGUGAAACUGUUCAGUGAGCCCAACUUCAGUGAGCACGGGAGCCACAUGGACUUGGUGGGUCCCGUCGUCAGCAUGGAGGACGUCGGCCGCAGCACUAAAACCCAGUCAAUCACCAUCACAGGAGGAGUCUGGGUGGCGUUUGAAGAGCCUGGGUUCAGUGGAGAGCUCUAUGUUCUGGAGAAAGGCAUGUACUCACACCCGGAGGACUGGGGAGCACAGAACUUCAGGAUUUCAUCCAUACAGCCUGUCUUCCAUGAUAUGCUGAUGGGAACUACGAAAUUUAAGGUCCAACUGUACUCUGAACCAGAGUUUCAGGGAAGGCUGCUGGCUCUGGAGGACAGUGCAGAUGUACUGGAUUGUGAUUUCACACCCAGGUCCUGUAAAGUCCUGGCAGGCAGCUGGGUGGCAUAUGAGGGAGCUAAAUUCAAAGGAAACAUGUACAUCCUGGAGGAAGGAGAGUACCCUAACAGCGAGGCCAUGGGCCUGCUGUCGUCAGACUGUAUCAUUCGAUCAAUGCAGACAACAGGACAUGAGUUAUCCCUGCCCUCCGUCGUCUUGUUCAGUAAAGUAGGCUGCAAAGGUCGCAGGAUGGCUUUGACAAGCGGAGCUGUAAACCUGCUACACACUGGCAUGGAUUCACACAUACGCUCCCUGGUGGUGGAGGGAGGAAUAUGGGUGCUGUAUGAGGGCAACAACUACAGAGGCCGACAGCUGUUCUUCCAUCCUGGUGAGGUGGGCAACGUUUGCAAGUACAGCAGCUGGCAGCAAAUAGGGUCCCUCCGUCCGCUGAUGCAGAAACCGAUGUACUUCCGUCUGCGGAACAGGCAGACGGGAUGUUUGAUGUCUCUUACUGGAAUGCUGGACGACGUAAAACUGAUGAGGAUCCAGGCCGUGGAGGAGACAGGAGGACAAGAACAGCUCUGGCUCUAUCGAGACGGACAAAUAUCCUGCAAGCUGAUGGAGGACUGCUUCCUGGAGACGGCAGGUAGCGUGAUGAUGUCAGGUACCCGACUUUGCAUCUCUCCAGAACGAGGCAAAGACAACCAGCUCUGGAGUAUCACCCAGGACGGACUGGUUCGCUCCCACCUCGACCCUAAUUUAAUCCUGGAAGUCAAAGGUGGUCAUCAGUACGACAGGAACCAGAUCAUCCUGAACAACUUCGAUAAAAAGAAGUGGAUCCAGAAGUGGACUUUAGAGAUCCUGUAAUCUGAUGAGGACCAAUCAUUCGAGCGGCUCUUUUUUGCGGAUACCUGGGGUGGAUAUUUUUACCACGAGCUGAUGUUUGCUGCUUAGAACAUAUGAAUUACAUAAAAAGAUGAUUUUUUUUUAGCCUUCUGAUUAACACUUUGUACCAAAGACUCCAUGUUUUCUCUCAAUUUAGGGAAAACUAUGCCCUGUUUUGAUGCUGCAUACUUUUCAUCACCUUGUGGUACUUUUUAAACUACAGUUUUCAACAAUCUCUCAUUUUCAUGCAAAAAUAAAUUUAUACAACCUACUUUUUGUUGCAGGUUUGACAGGCCUACCCUCCAGAAAUGUUGUCUUUGCACAGAUCAAAAUAAUCUCUAAUAAAGUUUUGAUAUCUUUUUAGGAUUUUGACACAAACUGAGCCUUUUAAUUCCAUUGUACAUAAUUUUCCUCAAAUGUACAGAUUUAAAGUUUUAAACAGAAAUGCAAUAAUAAUGUUGCCCAAUAGUGGUUGUAAAUAUGUGAGAAAACAUUUGAUGUUACUGCCUGUUACAGUAAAAUAAAAAUGUGAUUCUUUAGUUUCCUUACAUCAUAAAGUGCUUCACCUGAAUGCUUUCCUUUUUUAUGGGAUUUUUAAAGAAAUAAAUUGAGGGAAUCUAA